AUGGUGGUCUUGCUCGGGAGGAACCUCCCUUCGCUGCUGGCGCUCUUCAAGAAGAAGGGUGAGCCGGCGGUGAACGAGGAGAAGCGGUUGAACGUCCAGUACAAGGCUGUAGGAGACCAGCCGGACAAUGUGUUCUUCCCCAACAGCCGCCCCCAACAUCUGGAGGAGCUGCACAUCCAGGCGCAGGCGGGACUCAAGUCCUUGCAGAAUCUAGAGAAACAGAAGAAGACCAGGAAGAUCUGGGACCACAGCGAGACCAGCAGUAUCCAGUCUUCCCAGUCCACUGAGGGCGAUGAUAUUUCCAUCCGAAGCCAAGCCUCCUCGUGUGCCACAGAAGAUGCCUCCGAAGACGCCAUGUCUGUCCGCUCCGAGAUGAUCCAGAGAAAAGGCUCCACCUUCCGACCACACGAUUCCUUUCCAAAAUCAUCUGGGAAGGGAGAAAAGCGGCGGAGAGACCGGAGGACCACAGUCCUGGGGCUGCCCCAACACGUGCAGCAGGAGCUGGGCCUGAGCAACGGGCGUGACUCCACGAAACGUCCUGGCAGCAUUGCAGUCAGAGCUGGCCCGACACCGCAGCCACUGGUGAAUGGCAGCCAGUUGCCCGGCCCUGCCAUCCAGAUCCCCACUGUCGAUGGGAAGCCACUCACCACCGCCCUCCCCAAGGGGGGGGCCCGCGUCUCCCUCCAGACCCUGGAGGCCCGUUCCUCAGAGGCUGCCCUCCAGCAGCACAUCAACCGCCUCUACUAUGAUGACUCGGUGCUGGGCCACAAAACGGCAGCCAAGCUGUCUCCUCUGGCCAGGCCCAAGUCCCUGGCUGUUCCCUGGAUAACCACCCAGCCCAGUUCUCCUGAGCUGUUGAGCCCGGUCAUGUCCAUCUCGCCACAGGGCACCUACCUCUCCAAGAUUAUUCCCAAUGCCAUCAUGCCGCCCAUGGUGGAUGUCAUUGCUCUGUCCUGCAACCGGGUGCGCACCCUCAGCCGCUGCAGCCUGGCCACCGCCAGCCCAGCCCUCUCGUUGCGCUCCACGGGUCACUUCCCCGCCGCCCCCCGCAGCCGCGAGCACUCCUCCUCCAGCGACAACUGGAGCCACUCGCAGUCCACUGAGACCAUCGUCUCCAAUGCAUCCACCAUCUCCUCCCGUGGGGGCCCCAGCGGCCAGAAGGACGAGGCAGCGCCAAGCGGCAGGGACCCCCCUGCCAAUUCCAGACCAGCCAGAGCUGCCCCGGCUUCUCCCAGCCUGCUGGGGGUGCGGCUAGCAGGGAGCAGCGGCCGAGCCUCGCCCACUUACAGCACCAGCAGCAUAGCUGAGGGCUCAGACGAUGCAAGUGUGCGCAGUGACCGCUCCUCGAGCCGUAGUGUCUCACUCCGGAAGAUGAAGGCGGCCCCCUUGCCCCCCCGGAGGACCUACUCCUUGCACCAGAAGGCCCAGCAGCUGGAAGCUGAAGGGGCGCCCCGAGGAACGGGGCUGCCUCCCAAGCCGGAGCGGAGGCCCCACCGGGAAGGUGCCCAGCGCCCCAGCCUGGCCAACGAGGACGACGUCUUCUCCCCCGUCCACUUGGGUGGGACCAGCAGCCUGCAGUCCGGAAAUCUGGCCUGCUCACCAGAUCUCUCUGCCCGGAGCCCAGGGAGGGUCAGCCAGCUGCGGGAGACUGAUGGGAGCGAGGCCCAGGAGCCCGGUUCUCCCCAUCGCUUCGGCCGCACCAUGUCUCCGUCGAGCGGCUACUCCAGCCAGAGCGGCACCCCCACCCUGCACCCCAAAAGCCCCCUCUCCCACGCCGUGUCCCCGGGGAAGAAGAGGCCGCAGCCGAAGAAGCCGGAGCGCAUCUGCUCCCUACAGUCCCCAGGACCCUCGCUCUCCUCCUCCUCCCUGACCUCCCUCUCCUCCUUGGCCUCCGACCCUGCGCCCUCUGAAGGGACGGCCCCGCCCACCCCCGGCUCCCUCCUGGCCUCUCCUGGUGCCCCACGUUAUAUGGACCGCUUUGUGAUCCCUCCCCAUCCAAAAGUCCCUGCUCCCUUCUCCCCACCUCCCACCGAGCCAAAGAGCAAGGAAGGGAUGGUGGCCGCUUUGCCCCCUGGCAGCCAAGCCCGCAAGCAGCCCAGCCCUCUCACCAAGGAGGGCUCACCCCCACCGUCCCCUCCACCAGCGUACCACCCCCCUCCGCCCCCUGUGAAGAAGGCCGAGCUGAGUCCUGAGGACCCUGGAGCUGCGCUGGUUCCCUCUGAGGCUGAGCUGGGGGCUUCCACAGACCCUUUAUGGCUCCCUCCGCCCCCACCCCUGCUGGAUGAGCAGGAUCUGUCCAUGGCUGACUUCCCUCCGCCAGAUGAGGCCUGCUUCCUGCUGCCUCCCCCACUCUUGCAGACGGAGUCUGGGGAAGCGCCCUCUGUGGAGGCAGGUGCUGCAGAGGCCCCUCCAGACCCCCAAACAGCCAACCCUGCAGGGCAGGAAGACGGAACGCCUCCCUCCUUCCCCACCGUGGUGUCCGCAAACUUCCUGCAGCCAGGAAUUCUGCCCCUGCCGCCCCCAAGCACAGAGCCGUGUCUACUUCCCAACCUUUCUCCAAGUGGAGAACUGUCCGGCUCUCAGCUAGGCUCCAGGUACCCCACUGCCUCAGGGGCUGCAGUGCCCUCCAGUAUCCCCCCCCCGAUUAAGAAGCCACCCACCAGCUCCCAUCCUGACCUCAAGAAGGAGCCUGCCACACGCAGCAAGGCCGUCUCAAUGCCCAAGGAGGAUGCCAGCCUGCCCAUCGUUACACCAUCCUUGCUGCAGAUGGUCCGCCUGCGCUCAGUUGACGUGGAGGCCCACGGCCCUGGGAUCAGUCCAGCCGGGGGGCCCGUGACCUCCACAGAAUCCAGAAGAGCAAACGUGACCACAGAUGGGAAGACGGCCCCCUCAGCCCCCCAGAAGCCUCUCCGCAAGUCCCUGUCCUUGAGGGGGGGCCAGCCUGCUUCGAAAGAGGGGCUUAACCCCCUGCAUGAGGCUGUGCGCCUGAAGGCCUCCACCUUAACUUCCAGGGAAGCCAUGAGUCUCGGAAUGGCUGAGAGGAAGACCGGGAGCCGGAUGGCGCUGCCAGGCACCCCUUCUGCCUCGGCUAGCAAUGGCCCGGUGUCCCCUCUCCACAAAUCCCCUGCCUCCACCGCCAGCUUCAUCUUUGCCAAGAGCCCCAAAAAGCUGGUCAUCGAAACUGCGUCCUCGUCGGAGGCCCAGGCCAGCCUGCAGAAAAACCUGGUGGCCGAAUUGAUGACUGUCUCCAGCCAGCGAUCCACAGCGGCCCCGGGGCUUCAUCUGCAGGGCUCAGCCAAGACCCCCAAGCACCAGAAGAUCCCCCCUCCCAUUGCCAAGAAGCCUUCUCUUGGGCCGGGGCGCAGGCCCUCCCCCCAAAGCCCAAAGUCCCCCGGAGCCGAGGAACCAGCGGUCGAGGAGAGGACUAAGAAGGUGGGCUCUGGAAGCCGGACCUCUGCCUCGGAGUCUGGCGAUGGCAGCCCCCCAGCUGGGCCUGACAAGCAGUUGCGCAGGAGCCCCCCAGGACAAGACGGAAAAGAGGAGGUGGUGUGA
Protobothrops mucrosquamatus (brown spotted pit viper) is the source of this 3552-nucleotide messenger RNA. RefSeq names its product KIAA1522 ortholog (gene NHSL3). The transcript has 7 exons. Lineage: Eukaryota; Metazoa; Chordata; Lepidosauria; Squamata; Viperidae. The record is from RefSeq and is a predicted model, not a curated record. Gene Ontology annotation, biological process: cell differentiation. Bases 1 to 3552 code for a protein of 1183 amino acids.